This is a messenger RNA of Danio rerio (zebrafish), 1045 nucleotides long. The record is from RefSeq and is a predicted model, not a curated record. NCBI's taxonomy places the organism in Eukaryota, Metazoa, Chordata, Actinopteri, Cypriniformes, Danionidae.
UUUAACUCAAAGUCGUCAAGAGUUUUAGCUCUUGGUGCUUCGAAGCGUGACAUAUAAUCAAGAUCUACAGCGCCGAAAGGUCUGAUUAAUAGUUACAAAUUAUGAUAAGAUGACAACUUAGCAACAGUAUGAUUAAGUUACUGCAACCUCACAGCACGAUGACUGGAUUUUGCAUUGAUGUUUGGCUAAUUUUGUUUGCUGUAUCUGUAAGAGUAAUAGAGGUGAAAAUGGAGACGACACUUAAACGGGGCUUAUACAGUCGAGUUGAGCUCACUGGAGAAACACUUGAUCAACAAACUGCUGAUUCUCUGAUCUCGGUGGAAUGGACUAAAACAAACAAAUCAUCAAGAUGUGCAUGUUUUAGAAAAUAUAACAAUAAUGACACACACUACAGUCAAUGCUGUGGAAAAGCUCAUUUCUAUAUAAGCAACAACAGCCUCAUUCUGGAGAACGUGACAAAACAAGAUGAAGGACUCUACAUGGAAACUAUAGCUUUAAAAGAUAAACCCACAAAGCACCAAAACUUUACAUUAAUCAUUGAUUACCCACCGAACACAACAGAAAUCCAGGUCUCAUGGAGCUCCAGCACAUCCAUGACUCUCACAUGUAACGUGAGCGGCUCAUUUUUGCAUCUGAUGUGGAAGAGAGAAGGAGUCUCAAUUCUAGAGGACGAAAGACACUCAUUCAGUGACAGAAACCAAACUCUACACAUCAGCAACAUCAGCAGCUCAGAUUACAGCACAUACAGCUGCAUCGUGUCCAACGAGUAUGGACAAUCUGAAAUGCAUAAAGACUUCACCAGUGAGAACUCCACUAUAAACCAAGGAAAUACUCCUAGUGGUAAAAGACAAAUGGUUCAGAUUGUGUUUACUAGUGGACUUGUGUUUUUUGGUGUUUUGGGACUGUGCGUCAUCUUCUACUGCCUUCACAAACAUCAACACAGGCAAAGAGGACAAAAUGACAGAACUACUACAGAUGAAGGUAAAACCAAUAAAUCUUCACACAUCUUGUAGAGCCAGUUAUGCUUCAUUCAUUUGUGAUGAUA